This is a messenger RNA of Labrus bergylta (ballan wrasse), 3356 nucleotides long. It is a transcript of the gene slc16a6b, whose product is annotated as solute carrier family 16 member 6b. Gene Ontology annotation, biological process: monocarboxylic acid transport; transmembrane transport. The record is from RefSeq and is a predicted model, not a curated record. Gene Ontology annotation, cellular component: plasma membrane. Gene Ontology annotation, molecular function: monocarboxylic acid transmembrane transporter activity. NCBI's taxonomy places the organism in Eukaryota, Metazoa, Chordata, Actinopteri, Labriformes, Labridae.
UAGGCUACGUUAAAAGCGAAAAGAAGGCAAAAGAUUUAGACUACCGUGUGGAAAAAAAAACAGUACUAUACAUGUAGCAUGUAUGGGUAUGUAUUAGAAGCAAUACCCACUAUUGCUGAACUACUCGCCUCUCCCUCUUCAUUCACUUUCACCAUGAAAAUAAAGCUAUUUAUACCGAUAUCUCAUGAUUCCUUUAGCCUAUUCAUUUGUUAACCUCUUUAUUUCCUACAUUUCCCAGUAGACCUAGCCUACUGUAUGUGUAGUCAUUUUCCCCUGUAUUAAAAUUGAAGCCAAACUAAGGCAUAUUGAAUAUCAGCAUUCCGUAAACUCAUUUGACUAUAGGCUAUAUUUGACCUAAAUAAUUUUAUGUUCGUAUUUAUUUCGAUGGUUCAUGUGGUUGCUUUAUAACACGUGGCGCUGUUAUGACGUUAUGACGCAUGUCUUUCAUCAGGGAGACUAGACAGUCUAUGGACUAGGCUGAGUCUGCGCGUUCAUGAAGAAGAAUCGCACGUCCUCGUCUAUAUACCGGCUUGAGCCGGUAAAGAGCUGCCAAAACAGGCAGUGAAUAAUUCUCCCAAGACAAAAGAUGCUAUUGGCAGGGAUGGAGCUUUAACUGAAACAGUAAAGUCCAUAGUAAAGUCAAUGUUAUGGUCAUUUUAUUUUUCAACAGGGACAGUAAGUGGCGUAGGUAUUGUGGUUUUAUAAAGGCGGAUAUUUGCUCACUUCAUCUUGGUAAAAAGCCUUCAUGUUUGAACUACCUUCAUGUCAAAAUGAAAUGACGACGAGAUCAUAGAACCAAGAGGCUGCUGUUACCUCGCUUGUGAUCGCUGCCGGCAGGCAGCUCACUGAAGCCAUGAGGAUGCCGGAUUCAAAGGGUUGUUUGGGUCCAAACGUUUACCCAGAGGUCCCUGAUGGCGGCUGGGGCUGGGCUGUGGCUGUUGCUUUCUUUUUGGUGGAAGUGUGCACCUAUGGGACCCUCAAGAGCUUGGGUGUUUUCCUCCAGGAUCUGAUGGAAGAAUUUGAGGAGAGCAACAGCCGAGUUUCAUGGGUCAUCUCCAUCUGUGUCUUCAUCUUUACCUUCACUGCCCCUUUGUCCACCAUUCUGAGCAACCGCUUCGGCUAUCGUCCAGUGGUGAUGGUGGGAGGCUUCCUAAUGAGCCUGGGCACCAUCACCUCCGCCUUCACCAACUCCAUCAACGAGAUGUACAUCACCAUAGGCAUUGUCACAGGCCUCGGCUACUGCCUCUCCUUCCUGCCCACUGUCACCAUCCUCGCCCAGUACUUUUCUAGAAGGCGAGCUCUUGUCACCUCUCUUGCUUCCUCUGGGGAAUCUUUUGCCAUAUUUGCAUUUGCUCCAGCCUUCACUGCACUGAAAGAACACAUAGGCUGGCGCUACUGUCUGGUUGUCCUUGGCAUCAUUCAGGCUUCUGUGAUUGGCUCAGGGCUCCUCCUUCGUCCAAUCAUUAUCAUGCCCCAACCUUUGAAGGAGGACAAUGAAUCAGAAAAAGAGUCUCUCUCUUUUAAGCAUAUUCAGGGUGAUUAUGAAUUGGAAAAUGAACAAACCAGAACAUCUAUCAGUUCAGGAGGCUCUGGGCCCUCAGAGGACUCAGGUGUCACUUCCCUCUCUGGGUCUAAUGAAGACCUCGGGACCGCAGGAGUUGAAGGCAAGGCUAUGAUGAAGGAGGCAGUGCAGGACGAAGAGGUCCAGGAUCCAUCACUGUCUGCACAAUCAACUGUCAAGAAGUAUGAGGAUCAACAUGUGGAGGUAGAAGCGGGUCCUCUCCAGCCCUCCAGUCCAAAACUUCUGGACUUCUCUGUGUUUAAAGACUCUGCCUUCUUCUGGUACUCCCUCUUUGGCUUGUUUGCCACACUGGGAUUCUUUGCCCCACAGCUCUACAUCAUCGAACUCAGCAAAAGCAAGGGAGUGGACCCUGGCAUGGCCUCCUACAUGCUCUCUGUGAUGGCUGUAGCAGAGAUCUUUGGCCGCUUGUCCAUCGGGGUGGUGUUAAACAAAGUCCGCUGCAAGAAGACCCUAGUGCUGCUGGGAUGUGUGGUUCUGCUGUGCCUGGUGCUGGUGGCCUUCACACAAGUGUGGGAGUUCUGGGGACUAGUGGUCUGCUGCGCCCUUUACGGCUACUUCAUGGGCACUGUUGCCUCUACUCACAUCCCCAUGCUGGCUGAGGAGGACGUGGUGGGAAUCCAGAAGAUGGCUUCAUCUGUGGGGGUGUACGUCUUCAUCCAGAGCUUUGCUGGGCUGGCAGGGCCACCUUUAGGAGGUGUGCUGGUGGAUGUCACACAGGACUAUAGUGCUGCCUUCUACUCCUGUGUGGUGGGCAUGGGACUCAGUGCUGUCUGUCUGGCUAUGGUUGGACCAGCCAAGUCUGUCUUUUGUCAAAGACAGAGCAGAAACAAAGAGGUAGGGAGAAGCAAGGAGGAAGAGGAGAAGAUAAAUCAGGAGAGCGACCAGCCCGAGUUUUUGGAGGUGGACUUGGCCCCAGAGGACAGUCUGUUCAGAAAAGCCUGGAUCAGGAAAAGACUCCCAUAAUAAUAUCCCAGCCAAAGCAUGACAUCACUUCAUUACUAACGACUUGCACUGGAGAAGGCUGCAGUGUCACCAGGACUACCCCACAACAGCUGCUGUCGAUUCAAAAUCUCAGGUGUCACACCCAAACAUUUUUACAAGCUUGAAUCGCAAUCCUCCCAGGAAAGAAGCAUCCUCUCCUUUGACGGCAAAUGCACAUACAUGUUGAGCACAUAGUGUCACACCUUAACAACAUUACACAGAUUUGUCUGUUUCCGCUGCUGAAGAAAAAACUAAAUGAACACAAGACAAUCUCCCUUUAUGCAUGUUUUGUAUUGGAAUAAUGUCCCUACUGUCAAAGCUUGACUUGAAAAUGUUUUCAUGCAGAUGGUAAAAUGUGUCAGCCAGUGGAAUGGACCCCUGCUGACCAGUACAUGGAAUGUAGGUUUAAUGUCCUAUAUUGGCUUCUCAUUUGGAAGUAAGAGAUAAUGUUCACUUCUAAAAUAAGUAUUGGCCAUAUAUAGAAUAGAAAGGCACAGCCACUCCACAAAAAGCACUCCUCGCAGGAUAUGUCCUGCAGCCUCAGUUCCUGUUGAUGUUGUGCUAUUCACCACUAUAUGACUUGAAGUAUGGAUCACAAACCGUUUUUUUAAAACAGUGUCACCUUUAUUUAAAGUGCUUAUGGUUAUUGUUUAUAAGAUAAAUUAAUGUUCAUUAUUUUAAUAUUACUUAAAGCUGUUUUUUUUAUCCAACUGAAUGACUGGCAGCUCCUUGCCUGUUAAGCACUGUUAUGUUUGAAUUUUGUACUUUCUAAAUAAAAGAUUCUUGAAACCCA